Messenger RNA from Serinus canaria (Common canary), 950 nucleotides. It is a transcript of the gene VAMP3, whose product is annotated as vesicle associated membrane protein 3. Gene Ontology annotation, cellular component: SNARE complex; plasma membrane. The transcript is spliced from 5 exons. The coding region runs from base 510 to 794 and encodes 94 amino acids. The record is from RefSeq and is a predicted model, not a curated record. Gene Ontology annotation, molecular function: SNAP receptor activity; syntaxin-1 binding. Gene Ontology annotation, biological process: SNARE complex assembly; vesicle-mediated transport; vesicle fusion. NCBI's taxonomy places the organism in Eukaryota, Metazoa, Chordata, Aves, Passeriformes, Fringillidae.
GGGAAGGGCUGUGCGGAGGGGCGGACACCGCGGCGGCGGAGGCGAGGCCCGGCCCGGCCGUGCCUUGGGCCGCCCCGCCUGAGGCGCUGCUCGGGCCGGGACUGGGGCGCUGGCCCUGGCUGCGCAGGCCUGGCUGUCCCGCGGCCCCGAGCGCGCUUGAGAACGGGGCCCGCCCUGCCGGGACAGCGCCUGCCGGGCACCGGGCGUUGCUCUCUUUGGAAGCUCGCAGGAAGCGCUGUCAUUUCCGAGGCUGCUCACCUGGGACUGGCACUGAAGCGGCACCGAAGGGUGGCGGCAGCACCAAAACAGUGACCCUGUGCUGUACAGGGCCGGCUCCGAGCCUUGCCCUGGCUCCCGCUUUGUGCCUGAACUCAUUACGUGCAAGUUAAAAGCCAGUGUGCAAAUGUGUAAAUACAGGAAACAGUCGGACUUGGCUGUUCGGAGUUCCAGGAUGAAACAAACAAGCGCCGAUGUGAAAGAAGUCAGCCAAUGUCCCCGGGAGCUCAAACAUGGCUGCUGGCAGCAACCGCCGGCUUCAGCAAACCCAGCACCAAGUAGAUGAGGUUGUGGACAUCAUGAGGGUGAAUGUGGACAAGGUUCUGGAGCGGGAUCAGAAGCUGUCAGAGCUGGAUGACCGAGCUGAUGCCCUGCAAGCAGGGGCCUCCCAGUUUGAGACCAGCGCGGCCAAGCUGAAGAGGAAGUACUGGUGGAAGAACUGCAAGAUGUGGGCAAUAUUGAUAGGUGUUGUUGUCAUUAUCAUCAUCAUCAUUAUUGUCUGGAGUGUGUAUUCAUGAAUUACAAGAAGAAACUCAAUUCAACUGAAGGUGCCUUUGGGAAUCUACUUCAGCCUCUCCACUUCAAACCUGCUGCCUUCUCAGCCCGUUUACUGCUGUUUAAAGCAAACCUAUUUUGAUUACCGAGAUGUUAACUAACUUUACUGGUGGCCUUAA